AUGCUGACGCCUUAUUUGGAAAAAGGACAAGUCGAAGCGGCCAAGUACCGAAGCCGAGUGAUGAUGAUGAAACAACGCGUCCAUAGCGAAGCGUAUUCUGGUUACAUCACCGUGAAUAAGAAGCACCAAAGCAACCUAUUCUUUCUACACAUCUUAGCAAAGCUGGCACCCAAGAAGGCACCCUUGCUGCUGUGGCUACACGGAGGACCCGGAAAGUCAGCUCUGUUCUCGCAGUUUCUCGAGAACGGACCUUUAGGAAUCAGCGGAAAGGGAAUGCUCUACCGCAGGAGACACACCGUCCAAAACUUCGCCAACGUCAUUUACCUGGAUCAACCCCCGGGAGCGGGGUUCAGUUACACCAAGAGUCCUCAGGGCUAUGCCCAGUCUCUGCAAGACACCACUGCCGCCAUCUUGGAGUUUCUUCGACAGUUCCUCGUGAUGUUUCCGGAGUAUCAAAACCGAAAUUUCUUUGUGGCCGGAGAGUCGUACGGAGCUAGGGCAGCCAUCGGAAUCGCGCACCACCUGCAAACCCAGAAGGAUUCCGACGUGUCCCUGAAGCUGGGCGGCGUCAUCUGCGGAGUGGGCUUCCUGGGUCCCACACUGGACAUCGUGGACUCGAGCGAGUUCCUCUACCAUAUGGGCAUGGUGGACGAACGGGGCAGGGCCACCUUUGCCGCCACCAUCCAGCAAAUCCGCGAGCUGGCAGAGGUGAACCGGACGGCGGCGGUGCUGAUGCUGGGCAACACCAUACUGCAUACGCGGCAGAAUGGACGAAGAAGCCUCUUCGUCAGGCUUACGGGCUACAACGACCACGGCAGCGCCCUCACUUACGCCUGUCCGCCCCAAUUCGAUCACUACUACAGGUACGCUCAAAGGCCCAUCUUCAAGAGAAGCAUCCACGUGAGUCCCACCGCCCGGGUGGAUGGCGACCGUAUAACUGUCGCGCUCAACCUCGGCAUGAAGGACUACUUCACCGACAUCAGUCCUCUGGUCCAAGACGUCCUGGACUCCCAGCGUGUCCUUGUCUACUCGGCCCAGAUGGACACCGUUCUGCCUGCCGUGAAUCUGGACAAGUACUUCCGGUCCCUGAACUGGACAGGAGCCGAACAGUUCAGGGCGGCCUCACGUCAGCGAUGGUACUCAUCCGGAGAGAAUCCGCCGAUGUUGGGUUACGUGACAACAGUCAAGGACCUGACGUACGUUCUGUUGAUGCGCGCGGGGCACCACGCCUCGUUUGAUCAGACGACGACGGUGUACAAAAUGAUUAAGAGCUUUGUCUCGGACCUCGACUUCUUGACGUCUUACGAGGAAUGA
Molecule: messenger RNA, 1314 nt
Organism: Ixodes scapularis (black-legged tick)
Lineage: Eukaryota; Metazoa; Arthropoda; Arachnida; Ixodida; Ixodidae
Product: venom serine carboxypeptidase-like
Exons: 4
Coding region: 1-1314 (437 amino acids)
Biological process (GO): proteolysis
Molecular function (GO): serine-type carboxypeptidase activity
Source: RefSeq, a predicted model, not a curated record